AUGACUGUAACCGCUUUUCCCUCGCUCUCGGACUCUCCCGACCUCACUCUCCUCAAUACAGCCCGCCUCUUCACCCGCCUCGAACACAAUCUCCUAAAACCAGGCUCCGAGCUCCGCACUCUGCGCGGGUCCGAGUUCCAGCGCAUGCGCGUAACGAAGAAUAUCGAAUACGCACGUAUCCUCCUCUCACAACUGGAACGAUCUCUCCCUCAGUUGAAAUCGCUGGACCGUCGACAUGAAGCACAAGAGGAGCUCGCGCGCGAUAGACAGCUUCUAAAGCGCAUGCAAGCUGUUUUGGAUGAAGAGGAUGCCAGGGCCAAUGAUGACGGAAACCUGGAGGAAGAAGUAAACGAAUGGGAGGAAUUAUUCGCCAAACCACUUGCAGAGACGAUUAUUUCAACGGGCACCGACGGGCCCAUAUAUAUUAAAUCCGAGACGCAAGAGCUGCGGGAUAUUGAACCCGCCAUGACGUCCGUUCCUGCAACUGCAAGUACAGCCACGGCCACGUCUACGUCUACAGCAGCACCGGCACCUACAUCGACGUCUACAUCGACGUCUACGUCUACAUCUACAGCCCCACCAAGUCUCAGGAACAGAUCUACAAAUCAAAAGUACCCACCAGCGGCCAUGGAUACAGCUCAAGCAUCGGGGCGCAGUUCCGCACCUAAGAACAAAGAACAAGAGCUUAGUACACACCGCCUCGAACAGGAAGAUCUCACUAGCUCGCUCGUUUCACUUGCCAGUCAGCUCAAGGCCUCGUCGCAGUCUUUCCAGAAAACAUUGGAGAAUGAGAAGUAUGUUCUUGAUCGAGCGGUGACGGGGAUGGAUAAGACGAGCGCGACAAUGGAGGCUGCGGGGAAGAGGAUGGGGAUGUUAAGGAAGAUGUCAGAGGGGAAGGGUUGGUGGGGGAGAAUGAUGCUUUAUGCGUGGAUCUUUGGGCUGUGGGUUGUUGCGAUUUUGAUUGUUUAUGUCUUGCCAAAGUUCCGGUUUUAG
This is a messenger RNA of Penicillium odoratum, 993 nucleotides long. RefSeq lists its product as uncharacterized. Gene Ontology annotation, biological process: retrograde vesicle-mediated transport, Golgi to endoplasmic reticulum. Gene Ontology annotation, cellular component: endoplasmic reticulum; SNARE complex. The transcript is spliced from 2 exons. The coding region runs from base 1 to 993 and encodes 330 amino acids. The record is from RefSeq and is a predicted model, not a curated record. NCBI's taxonomy places the organism in Eukaryota, Fungi, Ascomycota, Eurotiomycetes, Eurotiales, Aspergillaceae. Gene Ontology annotation, molecular function: SNAP receptor activity.